UUUCAGUUUUGUCACGUUUUGUUUCUGUUGCCAUAUCAAUGUUUUCACUUCCUGCUUUUCCUAUGUCAGCUCACCCUGUGUCGUUAGCCAGAUUAUGUUCAGCUGUGUACUCACUGGUCUCUCAUUAUCAUCCUCAUCAGUCUGUGUAUUUAAGUCCUCAGUUUCCUCUCGUUCUUUGUCGUGUCAUUGAUGUUCUUGUGAUAGUAUGUUGUCGUUUCCUCCUGCGUUCAGUCAGCUAGCCUUUCAGUCAGUCAGUCGGUCGGUCAGUCGGUCAGUCCUUCAUUCAUUCCUUCAUUCAGUCAGUCGUCCAGCCAGCCAACCCUAUCCUACUUCUGUUCUGUUUGUUUACUCCGCUGACAAUAAAUACCAACCUUCACCUACCUACCAGUGAGUCCAGCGUUUGGGUCCGCCUUCUUUCAUCCACGACUUCAUCCUGACAGAAUGACACGACCCCGCGUUGUGGACCCAGCGGACUCGGAACCUUUUGAGCGGCAGGAGACAGCGCUCCUUCGCUGGACGGAGGAGCUCAGGGGGAAACAGCGGCUCUUCGCUGAGAGAGAGCACGUCUUUGAGGGGACUCGUCUGGCUCUGGGCGGGCCUCGGAGACGCCGCGGUUCUCCACCUGCUGUCUCACCUGCAUCGGAGCAUUCGCCGCGGAGAGUGGGCGUCACCGGCCAAGCAUCGGCUGCUCGCUCUCCCGCCGCUCCGCUCCUCGCUCGCCCGCCAGCCGUCUCACUCACCGGCUCUUCCACUUCGCCACGGCACAGCGGCUAUGCCUCCCACCUCGGCUCAACGGAGGCUCCCGCGCCAGAGGCUCAGCUGUUCACCCCGCCUGCUUCCUCUUCCCGGAGAAAGCGGCGCACACGCCGUCAUAACUCGGACUAUUCUCAGCAACUCCCGGUGGUGAGUUCCGGUGACUGUUUUCCACACCCUUCAUCCUAUUGUCCACUCAAAACUCAUAACGGACUCAUUUCUGAUUCAUGGGGAACUUCCCUCCUAGAGGAUGAAGUGGACUGGGAGGAUUUUUUCUGCUCUGCUCCCCCAAAGACUGUUCAGUCAAAGACUGUAAAUAGUGGUGGCAGAAGGACCAGAAUAAAUCCCGAUAGACCUGUCACCAUCACUCACCCAGUCAUCAUUUCCACUCCCAUCAGUCAGCCUACACCCACACCUGUGCCAUCUCCCAGGGGGAGGGCAGCUGCGACCCAGUCUACCUCCACACCCGCUCCUGUUUCUCGGGUGGGGGUGACUGGUGUCCAGCCACCUCCCGUGCCUGUCCCGGCACCUAGGCUGAGGGCAGCCCGACUCCAACCUGACCAUCCCAGAGGCCCAGCCGAAGCUCUCCAGCCAGUGCCCUCAUGCUCUGGAGGCUCGGAAGAGCUAGCCUGCUUCCCAAUCAGUCCACCACUUCAUCCACCGCCUGAUCCAGCCUUUCACGCACUAGCUCUAUCCCUGGUUAGGCUAGCUGAGGUGUCCCCUGCUCAGGCACCAGCUUUAUUAGCCCAGGCCGUAGUUUUAUCUCCCUCACUAGCUCAGUCUAUAGCUCAGCCACCAGCCUCACCAACCUCAGCUCCGUCGUCAGCUUCGCCUACCUCUAUUCCUCCCUUAGCAUCCCCACUCCAGCCAGUUCACUCACCUGCUGUUCAGCUCCCAGUCCAGCCAGUUCACUCUCCUGCUGUUCAGCUCCCAGUCCAGCCAGUUCACUCCCCUGUAGCUCAGGCUGCUCCUGUCCAGUCACCUGUAGCUCAGGCUGCUCCUGUCCAGUCACCUGUAGCUCAGGCUGCUCCUGUCCAGUCACCUGUAGCUCAGGCUGCUCCUGUCCAGUCACCUGUAGCUCAGUCACCUCCUGUCCAGUCACCUGUAGCUCAGUCACCUCCUGUCCAGUCACCUGUAGCUCAGUCACCUCCUGUCCAGUCACCUGUAGCUCAGUCACCUGCUCCAGUCCAGCCUGCUCCAGUCCAGCCUGCUCCAGUCCAGUCUGCUCCCGUCCAGUCAGUCCAGCCUGCUCCAGUCCAGCCUGCUCCCGUCCAGUCAGUCAAGCCUGCUCCAGUCCAGCCUGCUCCCGUCCAGUCAGUCAAGCCUGCUCCAGUCCAGCCUGCUCCAGUCCAGUCAGUCAAGCCUGCUCCAGUCCAGCCUGCUCCAGUCCAGCCUGCAGUCCAGUCCUCUAUAGCUCAGUCUCCUGUCCUCCAGUCUCGUCCUCUCCAGUCUUUUCCGGUUCCCCAGUCGCCCGUCCUCCAGCCUGUCCAGUCUGUCGUCCAGUCAGUUCAGUCUGUCGUCCAGCCUUCUGUCGCCCAACCUUCUGUAGUCCAGUCACUCAUUCACCACCCACUCCAGUUCCCGGACCUGCAGCCACAGCAUCCAGAGCCAGCUGUGAGCUCUCCCGCUCCUCAGCCAGGGGUCUCCGCACCCGCUGGCCCGGCCGCUCCUCAGCCAGGGGUCUCCGCACCCGCUGGCCCGGCCGCUCCUCAGCCAGGGGUCUCCGCACCCGCUGGCCCGGCCGCUCCUCAGCCAGGGGCCUCCGCGCCGCCUGGCCCAGCCUGUCUCCAGCCAGAGGCCUCCGCGCCGCCUGGCCCAGCCUCGGCUUCUGCUUCGCCAUCGCCAGCUCCCAUGCCGUCGCCUGGUCCAGCCUCAGCUUCUGCUUCGCCUGGUCCAGCCUCGGCUUCGCAUGGUCCAGCUUCUGCCUCGGCGUUAGCCUCGCCUGGUCCUGCGGCUGCCACGCCGGCACCCAGGCCAUGUUCUGGACGUCGUCGCCGGAGCGGCCGCCCACCGGACCUGCUCAGUGGCCGCCGCCGUCUUCCUCGCGGCCGCCCACCGGACCUGCUCAGUGGCCGCCGCCGUCUUCCUCGCGGCCGCCCACCGGACCUGCUCAGUGGCCGCCGCCGUCUUCCUCGCGGCCGCCCACCAGAUCGACUCCAGCGUCACCGCCGGCCACGUGGCCGCCCACCUGAACUGUCUCUGUUUGGACUCCGUCCCUCCAUCCUGGGCCCCUCCGCCCGCCCUGUUUUGGUGUCUUUCUCUUUCGGCCGUCGGGUGCCGGCCUUUGAAGGGGGGGGGGUACUGUCAGGGUUCCUGGGUCGGUGACCCAGUGUUUUCAGUUUUGUCACGUUUUGUUUCUGUUGCCAUAUCAACGUUUUCACUUCCUGCUUUUCCUAUGUCAGCUCACCCUGUGUCGUUAGCCAGAUUAUGUUCAGCUGUGUACUCACUGGUCUCUCAUUAUCAUCCUCAUCAGUCUGUGUAUUUAAGUCUUCAGUUUCCUCUCGUUCUUUGUCGUGUCAUUGAUGUUGUUGUGAUAGUAUGUUGUUAUUUCCUCCUGCGUUCAGUCAGCUAGCCUUUCAGUCAGUCAGUCGGUCAGUCCUUCAUUCAUUCCUUCAUUCAGUCAGUCGUCCAGCCAGCCAACCCUAUCCUACUUCUGUUCUGUUUGUUUACUCCGCUGACAAUAAAUACCAACCUUCACCUAC
Oreochromis niloticus (Nile tilapia) is the source of this 3455-nucleotide messenger RNA. Its product is annotated as proline-rich protein 36. Bases 442 to 3078 code for a protein of 878 amino acids. Lineage: Eukaryota; Metazoa; Chordata; Actinopteri; Cichliformes; Cichlidae. The record is from RefSeq and is a predicted model, not a curated record. The transcript has a single exon.